AUGUCAUUGCAAUUGCUGAAUCCAAAGGCUGAGUCCUUGAGAAGAGAUGCAGCUUUGAAGGUAAACGUCACAUCUGCUGAGGGCUUGCAAUCCGUACUAGAGACUAACCUGGGCCCUAAGGGUACGCUAAAGAUGCUUGUAGAUGGUGCUGGCAACAUUAAGCUGACUAAAGAUGGUAAAGUGUUGCUAACGGAGAUGCAGAUCCAGUCGCCUACGGCGGUACUGAUUGCUAGGGCAGCUGCCGCCCAGGACGAAAUCACGGGCGAUGGUACCACGACCGUUGUGUGUCUCGUAGGUGAAUUGCUUAGACAGGCGCACCGUUUCAUUCAAGAGGGCGUGCAUCCUCGGAUCAUCACGGAUGGGUUUGAGAUUGCAAGGAAGGAGUCCAUGAAGUUUUUGGACGAAUUUAAGAUCAGCAAGACGAACUUGCCCAAUGAUAGAGAGUUUCUCUUGCAAGUGGCCCGGUCCUCGUUGUUAACUAAGGUGGACGCGGACUUGACUGAGGUCUUGACUCCCAUUGUCACCGAUGCGGUGUUAAGCGUGCAUGAUGCGCAGGCAGACAAUUUGGAUUUGCACAUGGUUGAGAUCAUGCAAAUGCAGCAUUUGUCUCCCAAGGAUACCACUUUUGUUAAAGGUCUGGUAUUAGACCACGGUGGCAGGCAUCCUGACAUGCCCACGCGAGUGAAAAACGCGUACGUUCUGAUCCUGAACGUAUCCUUGGAAUACGAGAAGACUGAGGUUAACUCUGGGUUCUUUUACAGUUCCGCGGACCAGAGAGACAAGCUAGCCGCUAGUGAGAGGAAAUUUGUGGAUACGAAGUUGAGGAAGAUCAUUGACUUGAAAAACGAAGUUUGCGGCAUGGAUCCUGAAAAGGGUUUCGUUAUUAUCAACCAAAAGGGUAUUGACCCCAUGUCCUUGGAUGUGCUUGCCAAGCACAACAUCUUGGCUUUGAGAAGGGCCAAGAGACGUAACAUGGAGAGAUUGCAAUUGGUUACUGGCGGUGAAGCUCAGAACUCUGUGGAAGACUUGUCACCUCAGAUUCUUGGGUUCUCUGGUUUGGUCUAUCAAAAGACCAUAGGCGAGGAGAAAUUCACAUACGUUACAGAGAACACUGAUCCUAAGUCUUGCACCAUCUUAAUCAAGGGUUCCACACAUUAUGCUCUUGCUCAAACAAAGGAUGCUGUGAGAGAUGGUUUGAGAGCAGUGGCAAAUGUUCUUAAGGACAAAAACAUCAUCCCAGGCGCCGGUGCAUUCUACAUCGCUCUGUCGAGGUACCUAAAAUCUGCCAAUAUGAACAAGCUGGGCGCCAAGGGUAAAACAAAGACGGGUAUUGAAGCGUUUGCAGAAGCAUUGCUGGUAAUUCCAAAGACUUUGGUGAAAAACUCCGGAUUCGACCCAUUGGACGUCCUCGCAAUGGUGGAGGACGAGUUGGAUGACGCCCAGGACUCUGAUGAGACAAGAUAUGUUGGUGUAGACUUAAACAUAGGUGACUCUUGCGAUCCUACCAUCGAAGGUAUUUGGGACUCCUACCGUGUGCUAAGAAACGCUAUUACAGGUGCUACCGGUAUUGCCAGCAACCUGUUAUUAUGCGAUGAAUUGUUAAGGGCUGGUAGGUCCACUUUGAAAGAAGCACCACAGUAA
Saccharomyces paradoxus is the source of this 1641-nucleotide messenger RNA. It is a transcript of the gene CCT6, whose product is annotated as chaperonin-containing T-complex subunit CCT6. The transcript has a single exon. Gene Ontology annotation, cellular component: chaperonin-containing T-complex. Bases 1 to 1641 code for a protein of 546 amino acids. Gene Ontology annotation, molecular function: ATP-dependent protein folding chaperone; ATP binding; ATP hydrolysis activity. The record is from RefSeq and is a predicted model, not a curated record. Lineage: Eukaryota; Fungi; Ascomycota; Saccharomycetes; Saccharomycetales; Saccharomycetaceae. Gene Ontology annotation, biological process: protein folding.